Molecule: messenger RNA, 1966 nt
Organism: Oldenlandia corymbosa var. corymbosa
Lineage: Eukaryota; Viridiplantae; Streptophyta; Magnoliopsida; Gentianales; Rubiaceae
Source: the annotation of a GenBank genome assembly
CUCCUCCAUGUGUUAAAUUAACCCAAAACUGUGAGACGCUUUAUCCGUGGUUAUAUAAAUUACAAAGUGGAGUAAAAUCUCCUCCUUUUUUUUAAAGCCAUAUUUUAUCCUCGUCAAAUUCCAAUUUUUUAGCUGUCUGCUUGUCCCCUCUUCAACUGCAAAUAAACCCUCUCCUUCUCUUCUUCUUCUUCUUCUUCUUCCCACUUAUCUCUCUCUCUUUCUCUUUCCCAAAAAUACUUCUUUCUCCUUCUUCUUCUUCACUUCCUCAACCUAUUCACACACACACACACACACACACACUACGCUCAUAUUUUUCUUCCCGUCUAUAGCUAGCUAGGCUACAAAGUCCGAAUAGGGUUAUAAUUCUCUUUUAUUUAUCUUUUUGAAUGGAGACCCCGGAAUUCUAUCAAGGAGGUUACUACAACGCACAAUUCACGCCGGAGAAACGCCUCUCCGUCGACGCCAAGAACGGCGACCAUUUCGCCGUGGACGAUCUUCUAGACUUCCCUAACGACGACGGUAUCGGAGGGGGAGACGGCAGUAGUGCAUUUGAUAUGAAUGCGGCCGGUUCGACCGACUCUUCCAAUAACAAUAAUGUCGUCGACAACUCAUGCAACUCUUCGUUUUCCGGCAGCACCGAGCCUCAUUUCACCGGCGGCGGUGGAGAGAUGGGCGGAAGCGGCCGGAAUUUCGCCGAUGGUCAAUUCUCUAGCGAACUUUGCGUACCGUAUGAUGAUUUGGCUGAGCUGGAAUGGCUAUCAAAUUUUGUGGAAGAUUCAUUCUCAAGUGACGACCUCCAAAGGCUCAACUUGUAUUCCGGAAUGAAACCCGUCGUCCAUGCUCACACCAAUGAGGAAUCGGAAACCCACGAAUACCCCCAGCCCGAACCCAAUCGAGCCACGUCAAACCCGAUGUUCCGGCCCGAGAUGAUGUCCGUACCGGCUAAGGCACGUAGCAAGCGCUCACGCGCUGCCCCAUGCAAUUGGACAUCCCGCCUUCUUAUGGUCUCACCCACACCCGCCACUGCUGCCGCGCCACCACCUAUCAAUAAUAAUGGAACCAUCACCGCCACGGCCACGGCAAUGUCGUCCUCCUCGGAGUCCGAAAUUGGCCCGAUCACCGGCAAGAAAACAGUCAAGCCCGCGACGCCGAAAAAGAAGGAAGGUAACUUUGAUCAUCACAACAGUAACAGUGCGGCUAAUAAUAACCAUCACCAUAACAGUAACAGUGAAGGGAGGAAAUGCCUGCAUUGCGCGACGGAUAAGACGCCCCAGUGGAGGACGGGGCCAAUGGGCCCGAAGACGCUUUGCAACGCUUGUGGGGUUCGGUAUAAGUCGGGCAGGCUGGUGCCCGAAUACCGGCCCGCUGCGAGCCCGACGUUUGUGCUGACGAAGCAUUCCAACUCGCACCGGAAAGUGCUGGAGCUGAGGAGGCAGAAGGAGAUGAUGAGGGCUCAACAGCAUCAUCAGCAAUUCCUUCAUCAUCAUCAGAACAUGAUGUUUGAUGUCUCAUCCAACGGUGAUGAUUACUUGAUUCAUCAACACGUUGGGCCCGACUUUCGGCAGCUUAUCUAGUAUCAAUGCUGUCCCUAGCUUAAUUAGCUAGCUAGUUUUUUUUUUCCAUUUUGUGUUAGGUAAUUUGGCAUGGAGGGAAAGAAAAAACAACUCACAAAAAAAAAAUGAUUUCCCUUUAAUUUAUAAGCUAAUUGAUAGGGGGGUUAAUUAAUGUUUGGUUUUAACUUGAUGAAUUUUUGUAGCUGGUACGACGUUAAUUUUGUUGUUUUUGAGAUGAAAAAGAGGGCAGUCGAGAGAGUGAUGAGAGAGUAGACUAGAAAGCAGCAGCAUAGGCUUUAGUCUGUCUAGCUAUAGUGUAUCUGCCCAAAACUUUUUGGUGAAAUUAUUGGACCAAUGAGAAUUCUCAAUUCCAUCAUAUUCUUGCUGCAUGAUUGUUCAUUUUCUUGUUGGAG